AUGAAGAGACGAAAUGCCGAAUCUGGCAAAAUGCGGCGCCCAAUAAAGCGCACAAAAAUACCCGAAGGAAUGUAUGGAAAUUCUGUAUCAUAUGUAAAGUUCAUAACGGCGUGGGCAGUUAUUGUUGUGGCCGACUACAUGUUGGAAUUUAGAUUUGAGUUUCUGUAUCUAUUUUGGAUAUUGAUUGGAGCUUUGUACGACUCAUUUAAAUUUCAGGGCCUUGUAUGCACUAUUAUAUACCUAUGCAUGGUUCUGAUAUCAGAUAUGAUAUUUUUUUUUGUGAUACCAAUGCAGUAUUUAUAUUUUGUAGCUGGUACUUAUGUAUGGAUUCAUUUUGUAUGGAGCACAGUCGGCGAAAGAGGACUGUGUGUACAAACUGUAGCAUUAUGCUGUCUCAUGAUAUAUACAGAAGGCAGUGUGAGAAAUAAAACAGGUCUUCCUGAAGUGUGUCGGCCGCUCGCUGCACAUUGUAUUGGUUAUCCUGCUAUGACCUACGGGUUUGGAAUUAAGGCAUAUAUCAAUCAGAGAUUCCGGCUACGGCGGCAGCGGCAAGUUCGCGCCGAAAACGAGUUUUACUUCCAAUUACUUAGGGACGCACUCCCGGAGAGUGCGCUGGAACAGAAUCAACAGGGAAGUAAAGAAGACCGUAAUGUGAACGGUCCAGAGUUCGUGUCCAGUCCAGAAACGAGACUCAUGAACGGGUCGGUCAAGAAGAGGUUUAAAGAGAACGGCGUUUGUCAUAGCGAUCCAAUAGAGAAGCCAACAGCGCACAAAGACAAGCAAGGUCUCAACGGUGUACACACGCACACCAAUGGGUGCGCGAAGGGUCCCGGUGCGCCCCCAGACGACAGGCAAGAGCCGAAAGGUGGUACUAAUUCGAAAAAGAGUGAAAAGAAAGAGGCUAGCUCCAGAGAAGAGAAGAAGAAACACAAACAUAGAGAUAAGGAUAGCAUUGAUAGUCAUAAGAGUACAGAACACUCAAAAGAACAAAAUAACAUAGUAAAAGAUAAAGAAUUACAAAUAAAUACAACAGAGUGUGGGAAAACUAUUAGAGAUAGUAGUAGUAAUAAAGAUAAAGAACGAGAGAACAGAGAACGGGAACGAGAAAGGGAGAAUAGAGAAAUAAGGGAAAAGGAGAAGGAGAGGGAGCACAGAGAAAGAGAAAAAGAAAAGGAGAGACGGGAAAAAGAAGAUCGAGUUACCCGCGAACACACAGAAGAGUUAAAGCGAGUGAAAGCGGAGCUGUCAGCGGCGCGCUCCAGCGAAGCGGAAGCGCGGAGAGCGUUAACCGCGGCCGCAGCCAACGAACGGCAGAGACGGACUGAGCACACGCAGCUUAAACAUGCGCAUGCGGCGCUGCAGCACAAAAUGUCAACGUGGCGUAACAACGAACGAGCGGCGCAAGAGCGUCGGCUCAGCGAAGAACGACGCGCACAGACUCAUUGCAAACACUCGAGUGGCGAAUGCGACGACGAGUGGUGUAAAUCUCGACUAAGCUCACAAGAAGCAGAGACUGCGUCUCUUCGGCGGGAGCUGCAGAGGGCGAGAGAGAGGGCCGACCGACUUCAGAGGGAUUUGGCCCUCGCCACUGAACAGGUGCGAACACUAGAAGUGCGUCAAGAGGAAGCCGAAGCGAACGCGAGCGCUUGCUCGCGAACGAACGCGAACGCCGCUAGUGCGUGGCAGGCCUUACAGGAGAGGGCGGCCCAUCUGGAGAGGUCUCUUUCUGCCGAGACCCGGGUCAAGUUGGACCUCUUGUCCGCCCUGGGAGACGCCAAGAGGCAUAUGCACAUUCAGGAAGGUCACAUAUCGCGACAAGAGAAAGAGAUAGAGGAGCUGAAAGCCCAAAUGUUGGCAGUGAUGCCCACGGAGUUCGUCACACCAGUGUCAGCCGGGUCAGUUUCGAAGUUGCGACUCUCGGACGGGUCACCGUUGGACCCCAACGCCUGUGUGUACACGCCCAAACAAUUAUGCUCCGAUGCUUAA
Messenger RNA from Pieris macdunnoughi, 1986 nucleotides. The record is from the annotation of a GenBank genome assembly. NCBI's taxonomy places the organism in Eukaryota, Metazoa, Arthropoda, Insecta, Lepidoptera, Pieridae.